AUGAGUCCAAAUGACCCCGCCGGGGUGAAGCACCUGACCGAUCUCGUCCACGAGGAGCUGAUACCCUGGGAGACACUGCACGUCGAGCAAGAUUACGACCGCUGGCUGCAAAACAUUGUUGGCAUUGCCCACUACGCAGGCCUGGGGGAUCACAUUGACGAAACCAGCACCGGCCCUCUCUUCCCGCGCAUCAGGGAGUGCCUCGUCUGGAAGCUCCAGAACGUCAAGGCCUGCAUCUUCAUACUGGAGUGCAUGAGCUUGGAGAUCAAGGAACCCACCGAGAGGCUCCUCAUAAACAGCGACAGCAGCAGCGGCCACAGAAUAAAGAGCUACUGGGAGGUGGAGGCCAGGGAUGUCCUCGCCAUGGCUAAGCAUGUCUGGUGGAGCUUGCAGCCCGACAACGAACUUGGCGCCGUGCGCCUGGAGCAUUCGUAA
Messenger RNA from Geosmithia morbida, 435 nucleotides. RefSeq lists its product as uncharacterized. The transcript has a single exon. NCBI's taxonomy places the organism in Eukaryota, Fungi, Ascomycota, Sordariomycetes, Hypocreales, Bionectriaceae. Bases 1 to 435 code for a protein of 144 amino acids. The record is from RefSeq and is a predicted model, not a curated record.